Malus domestica (apple) is the source of this 737-nucleotide messenger RNA. NCBI's taxonomy places the organism in Eukaryota, Viridiplantae, Streptophyta, Magnoliopsida, Rosales, Rosaceae. The record is from RefSeq and is a predicted model, not a curated record.
AUGGGGAAUGUCAGGAUGAGGUGUGGCUGGGAGAUGAGGGGGUCCGUGGGUAGUUGGGUGGAAUCUGAGGUAGUAUCGUUGGAAGGAGUAAGUGGGGUUGGGAGUGUAGUGGUGGGAGGGUGGAAAGGUGAGGUGGCAGCAUUGGAAGGGGGCAUGAAAGUGGAGCUGGGUGAGGUGGCAGUAUGGGAAGGUGGCGUGGUGUCAAGAGAUGAUGUGAAAAGCGAGAUUGUUUACAAUGCAAGCGAGGGGCUUAUGCAGAAGCUUGCUAUGGAGGCAUUUGAAGUUGCCAUGGUAAGGACUAGUGCCCGGAUUGUGGAAGGGGAUCCUGGUAAGGUAAUUUGCAAGGAAGCAGAACGAGUAAAGCCAGCAGCUGUGAUCCUAGGUACCAGAGGCAGAGGAUUCAUUCAAAGUGUACUACAAGGAAGUGUGAGUGAGUAUUGCAUGCGCAACUGUAAAUCAGCUCCGGUUGUAAUCGUUCCAGGAAAAGAAGCUGGAGAUGAGUCGAUGAUCUAGCUAGCGGAGCUCAUGGUAUGUAUAGAACAGUUUAGCCCUUGAUUACUGCUGUGCAAUUUCUUUUAGUACCUUGCUGGAUUAUCUGGACGUAGUAGUUGGAACUUGGUAUGGUUGUAAGACUAAGAAUCAAUUGGCCAAGUCCUACCGUAAAUGGUUAUUCGGAUGAAAUGGUCAAAAUUUAGAAAAAGAUAUGUGGGCUGAAAAGUAUAUUUCAUUCAUACAUG